AUGUCUCGCCAUCAUCCCGAUCUCGUCAUGUGCCGCAAACAACCCGGCAUCUCUAUCGGCCGCGUCUGCGACAAAUGCGAUGGCAGAUGUCCCGUCUGCGACUCGUACGUGCGCCCAACUACUCUUGUGCGCGUCUGCGACGAAUGCUCUUUUGGAAACUAUCAGAACAAAUGCAUUGUCUGUGGUGGGGAGGGGAUCAGCGACGCCUUUUAUUGUUUCCAGUGUACCCGUCUUGAGAAAGAUCGCGACGGAUGUCCGAAGAUUAUUAAUCUGGGUAGUUCGAGGACGGAUUUCGGAAUGGGAUAUGAAGGAAUAACAAAGGCUAUCUCAAAUGCAUACAUCUACUCGCCUGACUGGAUCUAA
This is a messenger RNA of Talaromyces stipitatus ATCC 10500, 363 nucleotides long. RefSeq lists its product as uncharacterized. Gene Ontology annotation, biological process: mRNA splicing, via spliceosome. NCBI's taxonomy places the organism in Eukaryota, Fungi, Ascomycota, Eurotiomycetes, Eurotiales, Trichocomaceae. The transcript is spliced from 2 exons. The record is from RefSeq and is a predicted model, not a curated record. Gene Ontology annotation, cellular component: precatalytic spliceosome; U2 snRNP; catalytic step 2 spliceosome. The coding region runs from base 1 to 363 and encodes 120 amino acids.